AAGCCACGGCCGUCGCUGCAGAUGAUGAGGAACGGGACAAAGAGCUCGUCGUCGCAGCCGUCGCGGGAGCUGCCCUCAGAGAACACGCUGGCCUCCAGGGACUCCACUACACUGUCGACGGUGGACGAGGCGAGGAUCCUGAAGGCGCUGCAGGAGGGAGGGCGUCCGGACUCCUCCUUCAAGACCAAACUCAAGAAGGAACUUGUCAACCGUGAUGGGCGCAAGGAUUUGCUGAGCCAGACGACCUGCCUGACGCUGACCUUCAGGGAGGCGGCCACAGAGCAGGCCUACCGUCACCACCGUGAGACCUUCAGUGGGGCCGCCACCACCGCCGUGCCCCUCGUCCUCAUCCUCGUAACUGUGGCCAGGUUCCUCCUGAUGCCCAGUGCUGGAGGCGGUGUGGUGGUGGUCCUGGCGGGCGUGGGUCUCCUCCUUGGCAUGGCCUCCGUGUCUGCUGCCCGCUCCUUCCCUAUACGUGUGUGUGACGGCCUGGUGACGGCGAGUGACCGGGUACACACAGUGGUCGGUCUACGUAUCGCGUGGUUCAUCACCCUGGUAAUCAUCGCUGCAGCCGCCAACACCGCCGAUAUGUACUUGUGCGACAAGCCAUUCUCCAUCUUCCUGGCCGACAACACCUCCCUGCCCUCGGCGGCCUCCCCAACUAUCGUCAACGACUCCUUCCUCAGUGACAACUUCGGCAGUAGCAGCCAUGGAGCGUCGUAUGAGGCACUGAAGACGAUCCUCACACGGGAGAACAACACCACAGUCAGAGAGGAGGAAGACGCUGCCUCCAUCUGUCCUCACCCCGCCUACUACUCCUAUUUCACCCUCUUGAUCCUGGUGGCGGCCUCCCUGCUGGCUCAGGUGAGCUUCAUGAUCAAGAGUGCUGUGAUGAUCGGAAUAGUUGGUGUGCAGUGUACCAUGAACCUCUUCAUCAUGAGGGCCACACUCGAUGCUGCACAACACCCCAACACACUCCAUCACCCCAUAUUGGUUCGGGACCGCGUCAGUCUAUCAGUCGAGCUGUGUCUCAUCACUUUCCUCCUCAUCAUUCUCAACAGACAGACAGAGAAGACGUCUCGACUGUUGUACCUGUGGCGGCGGGAGGUGGAGGAGCAGCGGGAACGGGCGGCGGAUAUACGCCAGAGGAACGAGGCGCUAGUCUACAACAUCCUGCCCCAACAUGUUGCCACACAUUUCAUGGGCAUCAGAAGGAAGAAACAUGAGGAACUCUACUCCCAGAGCUACGAUGAGAUCGGCGUCCUCUUUGCUUCCAUGCCAAACUUUGGAGAUUUCUAUUCCGAGGAGUCCGUCAACAACCAGGGCUUGGAGUGCUUGCGCUUCUUGAAUGAAGUCAUCUCUGACUUUGACCAGUUAUUGGAAUUAACGCAGUUCCACGAUAUCAUCAAGAUCAAGACUAUUGGAUCUACUUACAUGGCUGCCAGUGGACUCAACCCCUCGAGACAAGUGAAGGAAGAUGAUCCAGUGAAGGUGCGCUGGGCACACCUGGCUCUUCUGGUGGACUUCGCAUUUGAACUUGUGAGAGCACUACAGUCUAUCAACGAGCAGUCUUUCAACCACUUUGUCCUUAGAAUGGGAAUAAACCAUGGGCCCAUCACUGCAGGAGUGAUCGGAGCACGUAAACCACACUAUGACAUCUGGGGCAACACUGUAAACGUAGCCUCCAGGAUGGAAUCCACGGGCAAGGCAGGCUGCAUACAGGUGACAGAGGAGACGACAAAAAUACUCCAGCACUUUGGCUAUGUUUUUGAGCAGCGAGGCCUCAUAGCCGUGAAGGGUAAAGGGGAACUCAUGACGUAUUACCUAGUGGGAAAAGCUGCAAGUCCUCAGCAGGUGAAUGGGGAAUCUUUGGAUUACUCGAGAUCACAAGACCAGUCAAAUACUUGAGGCUGCCAAAGAGACCUAUUAAUUUAAUAUAGAGAAAGAAAAAUUAUUUUCUAGACUGGACAAUAUAGUUGAUGACAAUUUUACUUUAGAUGAAACCCUAAUCUGCUGGCAACUCCUGUCAAGCUACACAUUCAACAAAUAACACCUCUUGCCUACAUAAUACAAUAUAUAAUUGUCAAUAGAUCUCACACACAUGAUGCCUGGAGAUGGUCCCUUCCUGGAUAUAUCCCUUACCUAAUUUAUAAAUGUAAUUUUAACAUAGAAAUACUGAUGUCAUAUGAAGAUACAGCCCUCUACAGUAAUUGUAAUAUAGUACAGUCUACUCAUGGUGACAGUUCUUUCAGUGAUACAGCCUUUGUGUGGUUAUAAAAACCCUCUCAUGGCGUUACAGCCCUCACAUGGAAAUACAGCUUUCGUAUGGAGAAAGUCUUUGCUUGUACUGUAGUUUGAGAGUGAUACCACAUUUUAAGAAAAAGCCUUCAUAUUUAGAAAUAAUCUUUACAAGUAAAUGCAAUCCUCCAUUAUAGACACAAUCCUUACCAGUAGAUAUGAUCCAUACAUGUAGAUACAUUACUCAUCAGCCACACUUUAAACCUGUAGAUGAAUCCUUUAACUAGCAAUCAACCCUUGUAGAUUGCAGACUUGUAGGCAGCAACCCUGAUACCUAUAGCAAGAGUCCCUCAUUCACAAACAUGACCUGUACUUGUAGACACUCAUUUCACAUGUAAAUACUACCUUCAAAUGCAGACGUAACACUCUACCCAUGAUUAAAACUUCAUUCUUUCUCAUAAGGUUUAGAACUCUUACAUAAAUGUAUAUUUUUUCAAUUAUUGAUCAAACUCAAAUUUUUUUAAGUGAAAUUUUACUUAAAUAAAUUAGAAUUAGUUAUGACAAAAAAAAAAUAAAAAAAAAUGGUGCAUGAAAAUGAAUGAAAGUGUUAAGUGUACAACAUGACAACUUUCAAUAUAAUUUUGCUCAAGAAAGCACAUUCCUUGCUUCCCUACUGACUUUUUAAUCUUUAUUAAUAUAAAGGUUAAAUAUACCAUUACAAUUUAAAGUACAGUACUGUAUUCAAAUAAAAAUAAAUUUGUCUGUAAACUCUAUAGCAACAUUGGUCAUUAUUAUUUAAUGACUCAUGAAUAUUGCAAUGCCACUAUUUAUUCACAUUUUGUUUUUUAUAGAAAUACCGUAAUGCAGCAGUUAUGUAGUUUAUUGCUACCAAGUAGUAUACAUCAUUCACAUUUAUCAAAUAAAUCACAAGCUGCCAUGAAUUGUUACAGAAAGAUAAAGUAUUCAUCAAGACAAUAAUAAAUAUAUAGAAAACAGUUAUGAAAAAUGUUGCCGCAAUACCAAUUUGCCUCAGUAAAUUGGUUAUGUAUGCUUGCUUCUCUUGCAACACUUUACACUUGUGUUGCACUUGACUAACAAGAGCGAAAUUAUAGCCCAAGAAUAAAAGGAUCACAAUUCAAAUUUCCUCUUACAGAAAAAACAUUUAAACAAUUCUAGCAUAUCUAAGGGAGUCAAAUUGUUCAAAGUAUAGUGUGGGUGUAGACAGCAUUUCUGUGGUUGACAGUGUGGCUUCCUUCUCUUUCACGACAUUACUGCUUCAGUCUCAAAGCAUUUGCAUAGCCCAAACCAAUUAUUUAUUUUCAACAAAGUGCACCAAAAAAUAACUACAUAACCUAAAUCAAUAAUAUGAUUUUAAUGAAGUGCACCAAAAUUAUUAAAUAACUGCUUAGUGGCACACAAAGAAUCCAAAAGUAUUCUUAUCAAUUGUGUACAUUUUUUGUUUUAAUGCAAAUUAUGUAAUGCUCCUUUACAACUAAAUAACUCCUAAAACUAUCAUGAUAAUGUCAUACUGUACUAACAUUUCCAUCUAUUAUAAUAUACAAGUGGUUUAAGAAUAUUCAGCAAAAUUCUACAAUGUUCAGGUUUACUAAAAUCCUAUUGAUAGCACAAAAUCAUUACAGUACAGUACUUUGAACAUUCAGUUGAAAUUAAUUUCUGGGAGGGCCUCCUCAGUACCUUCCCAAGCUAAGUGCUGGUGCAACCAUGUCUCAAGAAGAUGCACCAGAUCUCCGAGACCCACUCGAGCCUACCGAGAGCCAAGACUAGAAUCUGGCUCUCUCCAUGAAGUUAGUAGAGCUUCGGGAUCAGAGAUAAGCCCAAAACUGAUGAAACCCUGGUGGGUGGGUGCCUGACAGCUGGGUAUACAGCGCUUCAGAUUCAAAGUCCUGAGGUUUCGGGUUCGAUCCCUGGUGGAGGCGGAGACAAGUGGGCAAAAUGUUUUUUUUCACCCUGAUGCCCC
Procambarus clarkii (red swamp crayfish) is the source of this 4216-nucleotide messenger RNA. Lineage: Eukaryota; Metazoa; Arthropoda; Malacostraca; Decapoda; Cambaridae. The record is from RefSeq and is a predicted model, not a curated record.